UCAACCUGGGCACGACGAGCGGUUGCAUGUCUACCUUUAACGCGCCUUUUGACAUUUUUUCCCCGACCUCCUCACAUCCGUAAAACCUACUGAUUCUUGUACUACACGUUUUGUGAGAACAAGACAUUUUCUAGGAAGAUGGUGGCAGAAAAAAAGACCCUACCCAAAUGCCCUGAAAAGAUGCCGAAGAAGAGGACCAAGCUGCUGGCCCAACAGUCGCUCCCGGCGCACCAGCCUCACACCCUGGUUUCUGAGGGCUUCACAGUCAAAGCCAUGAUGAAAAACUCAGUCGUGAGAGGCCCCCCCUCUGCAGGAGCGUUUAAAGAGAGACCGACCAAGCCCACAGCAUUCCGAAAAUUUUAUGAGCGUGGAGACUUCCCCAUUGCCCUUGAGCAUGAUUCCAAAGGAAACAAAAUAGCGUGGAAGGUGGAGAUCGAGAAGCUGGAUUACCACCACUACCUGCCUCUGUUCUUUGACGGGCUCUGCGAGAUGACAUUUCCCUAUGAGUUCUUCGCCCGGCAAGGCGUCCACGACAUGCUGGAACACGGGGGGAGCAAGAUCCUUCCUGUCAUCCCGCAGCUCAUCAUCCCGAUAAAAAAUGCUUUGAACCUCCGGAACCGGCAGGUCAUCUGCGUCACUCUCAAAGUCAUCCAGCACCUGGUCCUGUCGGCUGAGAUGGUGGGCGAGGCCCUGGUUCCGUAUUACCGCCAGAUCCUGCCGAUCCUGAACAUCUUCAAGAACAUGAAUGUGAACUCCGGGGACGGCAUUGAGUACAGCCAGCAGAAGAGGGAGAACGUGGGCGACCUGAUCCAGGAGACGCUGGGGACCCUGGAGCGCUACGGCGGCGAAGACGCCUUCAUCAACAUCAAGUACAUGGUCCCCACCUACGAGUCCUGCUUGCUGAACUGACGGCGGGGGCCGCAGGGCCAGGAGCCCCCUCCGUGUCCCCGCCACCUGUGCGCACCACCGGCCGCAGGGCACCCUCCGCGCCUCCUCCAGCUGCUGCAGCCGGGGCUCUUGGGCCAUCGGAAUGCCCGCCCCGUCCACAGCAAGGCUU
Molecule: messenger RNA, 1057 nt
Organism: Artibeus jamaicensis (Jamaican fruit-eating bat)
Lineage: Eukaryota; Metazoa; Chordata; Mammalia; Chiroptera; Phyllostomidae
Gene: PACRG
Product: parkin coregulated
Exons: 5
Coding region: 139-909 (256 amino acids)
Cellular component (GO): neuron projection; vesicle; cytosol
Molecular function (GO): Hsp90 protein binding; Hsp70 protein binding
Source: RefSeq, a predicted model, not a curated record